AUGCCUUCCGUGUCGUGCCUUCCGUCAUUUAUUGUCCCAUCGCCAAUAUCGCAUGGCUGCGUUUUCUCCGUUGACUUUGAGCAAGGGCUGCUCGGCGGCGCAUCACUACAGUUCAAUGAGAACGCGAGAAAGGUGGAGAGGCUGUGUACCUUCUGUUUUAACUUGCCCCCGUAUUUUCCCGUCUCUCCUCUUUGGCAGUUUGUGGAUUGCUGUCAGAAGUGCGCCAAGAAGGUGGGCUGCAGGUUCUGGCAUUUGAAACCUUCAAUGAAUGGCGAGAUUGGCCAAUGCACGUUGCUGGGCUCAUUGGCAGGCAUUACCGGCUACCAGCCCAUCGCGAAUCUCCCCGGCACGGCGACAUCAUUGGACGAAGAGUCGCUCGCUGCAGCGGUGGAAGCGGCGGCCAAUGAGAAGAAGCCACGUCAUAUCAGGCAGCUGGAACAAGAACGGCUGAGCGUGGAGGAACUGAGCGAGCUGGAGAGAAUGCGGGCCAAUGGGAGCCUGCCGUGGACUGAUGAGGUGGUGGCGGCGCUUGACAGGGAGACGGGUCGUCGCAGCGGCGAAGAUGGCGCCAGGGGUGGGGGGAAGAGAAGGAGCAAUAUUCGAUUCAUGAUGUGGCGCGAUGAUACUGGCGCGCAUCACUCAGCGUUCAUUAAGGCGCGCGACGGCAAGGAGCAAGGGAGGGGCAGCAGCGGGUUCAUCGACCGACUGGAGCUCGACGGCUCGCCGGUGGCCCCGCCUCUGUCCGAAGGAUCUUUCGUUGCUGGCAGCGGCGGGUUCAAGCUGCUUCUGGCGGAGACGCGGAGCUGCAAGGGGAAGGACGAGGAUGAGUUUCAUCUCACGAUCGACGGCCUGGUGGACAUGGGCAUCUUAGCGCGUUUGGCGCAUCCACUCAUGCAGACGGCUACGGAGGCCCAGGCGCAUUUCAAUGUGCACAUCGCCCGACUCAAUGUGAGCAACAUUCUGAUUGUUUGCUAUGUGUUGGCUGUGCUUUGCCUGGGCGGUGCUGCCAUGAUAGCUGUCCUGGUACAGUACCGUUUUUGUCAUUUUGUCCCAUGCAACGUCUUCCCUUCACCCUCUCCCCCCUCUCCCCCUUCCUGUCGUUCCCUCUCUCUCCCCCGUGUGCAGCACACAAGCGGCAUUCACGGCGUGCUGGGUCAGACCUUCACCCAUCUCCCCCCUUCCUGUCGUUCCCUCCUUCCCUCUUCAUUUCUACAGCACACGAGCGGCAUUCACGGCGUGCUGGGUCAGACCUUCCGAGCCGAGGAAUCCCGCAAGGUGCGCUCGCUGCGGUACCGCCUGCUGACCCGCCUGCUGCGCGAGCCGGUGGAGGUGGAGAGUGAGAGUGGCAGGGGAUUCCUGGAUGGGCGCACGGAGGACUACAUCACCUCAGGAUAUUCACUCCGCGGAUUGCAUGUAUGCCGCUGCGUGGCGUAG
Molecule: messenger RNA, 1434 nt
Organism: Closterium sp. NIES-65
Lineage: Eukaryota; Viridiplantae; Streptophyta; Zygnematophyceae; Desmidiales; Closteriaceae
Source: the annotation of a GenBank genome assembly